UAAAAGGGAAAGUCACAAUAAUAAUAACGGAAGAGAUAAGAGAAGAGGGGUAUCAGGGAAACCCGCAAGCCUCUUCCUCAAAACCGUCUAACAUUUGCUUUGUCUCUAGCGAACUUGAAAACCACGUCAAAUUGGGUUUCCUUUACUUCUCUCUCUCUCUCUUCAUCUCUUCCUCCACAGAGAUUAAAAAAAAAAAACGGGAAAGUAAUAAUAUUGUUAUUAAUUUUGAAUACCCGGAAAUCUCAUAAAUUUCCACCAAAUAAUCGACCAUCCUGCAAUCUUUAGCUCAGAAAGAGAGAUAGAGAAGGGGAUACCAAUCUUUCAAAGGAUCCAAGAAUUUUCAGCUUGAGUGUUGAGGAUGAAGAGAAAGAAUCCUAGUGGUGGUGUAGACCGGAAAGGGAGUGGCCCCGUGGAUCUUGAUAGGGCGCCUGGCCAUGCCAUUGGGCUGCGACCCACCUCGCCUGCUACAAAUUUGAUUCCUCGCAAUUCAGUCAAACUCGUUGAGGUUGAAACCUUGGAAAAGAAGACGGUGGGUGAGCCUACUGCCCCGAUGGGACGAACGGACAGGGAUGAUCAGCUGAAGAUGUUCAGGAAGUGUACUGACAAUCAUAACUAUGGCAAUGAGAGUAACUUUUCAAGGACAAAGUGUUACAAGAGGCGCUGCUCCAGGCAGAUGAUGACAACCAAUAUGAAAUUUGACCAGGCAGGUGGCCAUGUCCUUGUCCAGAAGCUUGCUGAUUUUCAGGAACCAUGUAAUGAUUCUUUUUCAUUUAGGAUGAUAAAGAGAAAGGGCAGUCAUGUCACCCCACCACAUGCAGAAGCAGAUAAAGUGCGUGAGCCCAAAGAGAAGGUAUGGGGACAGUUUUCAGAGAGGUUGUUGAAAAAGGUGGAUGCAGUUGCUUUUCCUCAUAGAAUGAUGGGUGAACAGUGCAUACAUUCCUCCUUUAGGGACAGAACCACUGGAAAUUUUGAAAUGAAUGUUGAAGAUCAGCAACCAGUCAUUGACACCAGAUGGCUAUCUUCAAGAAAUGUAGAUUUUAAUGGAGCUGAAAGUGCUGCUUGCUCUGUCGGUAGCUGUUCUACUAGCAAACCCUGCAACAGUCUACGUCAACAAUGCAAAACAUACCGCAGCAAAGAUAUUGAUGGCUGUUUUGAUGAUGCACAGUCUUCAUGUGCUUUGGGAUAUGGGAAAGAAUGCCCCUCUGCCACCAAAGAAGAGCUGGCUGCAAAAAUCCAUAAGUUAGAGUUGCAUGCCUACCGUUCCACCAUGGAGGCUCUGUAUGCUUCUGGUCCCUUAAGCUGGGAGCAGGAAGCAUUGAUGACAAACCUCCGGCUUAAUCUUCAUAUUUCAAAUGAGGAGCAUUUGCUUGAAUUGAGGCAACUAGUUUCUUCAUAAAGUUUUUGAUAACCUUCCUAAUAAUUUUGUAUUGAUCAUCUCCGGUUAUAAAAUUCCCUGUAGGUUCUGUUUUAUCAUGUAAAUUUUCAUGUUAGCAACUGAAAUGAGAGAAGAAACUUUUAGGUCUUUUUUUUGGAAUUCCUAUAUGCAAAUGGCACAGCUAGUUAGCUACUUUGGCUUAUUAAUUUGUAUGCCAUAAACUCUUGAAUGCAACAAAGUAUGCAAUCAAGGUUUCAUUGUCUAAGACAUUUUUUUUAUGUAGAUUUUUUUUCAUUGGUUGGACCCAUGAAAGAAAUGCCAUUACCAUGUUUUAUUUCACAUAAAUGGACCACAAGUUAAGAACUUGACUGGCUGGGUGGUUCAAAAGCCCUAUAAACCAUGUCACCGAGGGUUAUGGGUCUACAUUUAUUCACCAUGAUGUUCUGGAGGGGUGUUUGCUUGUGGAAGCCAUCAUUGUACCAUUUUCUCUUCUUUUAGUUGCUUUGCAGUUCUCUUCUUUAAUUGUUUUUGUAUGAAACUUUGGUGAGUCUGUAACUUGUCUAAAUACCUUUAUGUAGAGAAAUCAAUCCUGUUCAGGAGUGAUGUUCGAAUGUCCUUCUGUAUGAAAUAUUAAUCUUCCUUCUUCUCCAUUUCCAGGUCUGAAGUUUGAUGCUUAUGUCCUUGCUUCCGAUACCCUGAUGAUAAUGGUAGUGACUUGCUACUUUUUUACAAUCUAUAAGAAGUCUGUUGUCUCUAUAGCCAAUUGCUAAAUAAAGGAAUAACAUAUAAAUACUUGAUAAGGGGUCAUCCCUCUAGGUGGCUUUCAUUUUCAGGUUGGCUUUGAUCGA
Molecule: messenger RNA, 2223 nt
Organism: Nymphaea colorata (pocket water lily)
Lineage: Eukaryota; Viridiplantae; Streptophyta; Magnoliopsida; Nymphaeales; Nymphaeaceae
Exons: 3
Coding region: 359-1396 (345 amino acids)
Biological process (GO): defense response to fungus
Cellular component (GO): nucleus
Source: RefSeq, a predicted model, not a curated record